This is a messenger RNA of Notothenia coriiceps (black rockcod), 3940 nucleotides long. It is a transcript of the gene nalf1a, whose product is annotated as NALCN channel auxiliary factor 1a. The transcript has 3 exons. Gene Ontology annotation, cellular component: plasma membrane. NCBI's taxonomy places the organism in Eukaryota, Metazoa, Chordata, Actinopteri, Perciformes, Nototheniidae. Gene Ontology annotation, biological process: calcium ion import across plasma membrane. The record is from RefSeq and is a predicted model, not a curated record. The coding region runs from base 489 to 1649 and encodes 386 amino acids. Gene Ontology annotation, molecular function: stretch-activated, monoatomic cation-selective, calcium channel activity.
GAACAUGGCGGCAACUUGACAACGGCAGCGAGAUGAAGACGGUGAGAGCUUGAAAAGGAAAAGAGGUCUGUUACAGGCUGUAGGCCCCUCCGCCGACAUAAAGGCAGACAGCUUCGCCAUGUUGGAAGAGGAUAGCGCCCUUGUCCCUGCACGACCGAGGCCAGGGAAAACGUAAACGCGUUGGUGAGUGUUUCUAAAAACGGAGUCGAGGCUACGCAGAGGAGCGGAGCGGCGCGGAGCGGAGCUCAGGGCGGGCGGGAGGACAGCGGCUUCACCGGUCAGCCAUGGAGGAUGCGGCCCGUGGUCGCCAGCGUCUAAUUUCCCAUCCGGCCCACGCUCAUUUUAAUGGGAAUUACCGCUGAACGCAAGGACACGCCGGGACAACCCACCACCUGACAUUUGAGGGGAAGAAAACGCGAAGCGGACCCCAAGUCAAUGACUGUUGCGGCAGAGGAGCCCCCACGGUGGAGUCGGCCGGUUCCCAAAAUAUGACCAGGGGUGCUGGGACGUGUUGGCAGCAAGAAGAUGACGACGGCUUCCAAAUCUGGCUAGAGCCCCCCCGCGACAACCAAAAGCCAUUCACCGACUCAGAGAGGGCGCAGAGAUGGCGACUGUCCUUGGCAUCUCUCUUGUUCUUAACCAUCCUCCUCUCUGAUCACCUGUGGUUCUGCGCCGAGGCCAAACUGACCCGGACCCGGGUCAAGUUCGCAUCCUCCCACCUCCUCUCACCUCAGACCCACUCAGCACACAGCAGCCUCAGAGGAAACCCAGAUGCUAUUUUUAUAGGAAACUCUACCAAACAUUUGUGGCGGCUCGAAACUUGCCACCAGGAGGAUAGUUUAUCUAAAGACUGCUUUACUUUCGCAGAUGCCGACCAUUUGUGCGGGGGCCUUUCCGACCAAGAGGGGACACGGGCUGUAAAUAUGAGCGAUUUGUACCUUUCCUUUUGUAACUCCUACUCUCUACAGGAUUUGUUCUACGGGUCGACAAAUCCAGACAAUUUGAACUGCAGCCUCGACGUGCUUGGCAAUGGCGACAUCACCAGAUGCAGCCUGUGCGUCCAGGCGUACCAACGCUACGACCAGCACGCCCAGGAGAAAUACGAGGACUUUGAGCUCCUGACUCAGAAAUAUGAGCCGGGGGCAUAUUCAGUGAGGACGUGCAUGGAACAGUGCAAGAUGGCCUAUAAGCCCUGGCUGUGCGCUCAGUAUUUCCCCACCACGCAGCUGUCCUGUCAGAGGAAGGUAUCUUGCCAGCAGUACUGCCUGGAGGUCCAGCAAAGCUGCCCGUUCAUUCUGCCCGACAACGACGACCUGAUCCACGGAGGCAGCCCCAGCUUCAUCUGCACAGGGCUCCUGGCAGAUCAUGUACCGGACAGUGAGGCGAACUGCUGCGACGUCCGAUGGGACUCCAAAACGGACAGCCCCUCAGGCGGGACACUAAAAAGGACUGCUUCUUCCUGCCAGCCCGAGGGGGCCUCGGUCACCUCCGCUGCCACCGCGAGACUGUGCAGCGGGCGGCUGAAGAUCUGCCUGCUGGCCCUCGUCCUCCUACACACUGUCAUCAUCAUUUCAGCCUCCCAUAAUUCCACGUUGGUGGGCGUGGCUGCCAUUUUCUCGCCAGAGGAGAGUGCUUCUAAUGAGGAGUGAACCUUGGGGUGCUUGCUUCGUGAGGAUUAUGGCUUUCACAGGGCUGCCAGGGACACAUCUGGCGAGACGUGCCGGAGGCGCCUCUACAAUCUGCCGCCGAUGAACCAUGAACCACAGGAAGUGGGAGGGUUUUAACUGGAGCUAAGGGUGCUGGGAUUGGACACGGACCGAAGAUGUUUGAUAACCACCCCCCUAAAGAACUGACCUCUUGCCAUUUAAAACCUGCUCAUUGUUUCUAUUCCAUCCAAAUGUUUUCUAGCAUAUUGUCCCUCCUCUCCUUCCCUUCCUUCCUCCCUCCUCCCCUCCCGUGUAUGGAUGGCACGUCAGAGGAAAAACGGACUUUGAUGAGUGUGCGCUCUCGCUCAUCAUUACCUUUAGAUUUUUGCUGCAUUUCUUUCAGGUGCCAGAAUGUUUUUUGACAUAUCAACUGUGUUCCACUUCCUACUCUGCGUUUCUUACUACCUUGAAUGUGAUGUUGCUCGAGGGCCUGUCAGGACCAGCUCAUCCAUCACUCAUUGUUUCUCUGGAAAACAAAAUGUCUGUGAUUCUUCUAUAUUCUGAUGUUCCGCUUGUAUUUUGUCCCACUAGAUCUCGACCCCUUAGCGACGGCACAUGCCAACUCGUUUUAGGACCUUAAGUGCUCUGAGAACGGCUCGCUAUAGCUCCUAACCUGUUGGGCCAUUGAGCAAGUUAGGAGCCAUGGACCGAUGGAGGUAGUGACGCUACAGGAGGACAGGAAGUGGAGUUCUCUGCUUUGUGGAGCGUUCACUUGACCUCAUACGGUAGUGAGAGUGCAGGGACACUUGAGAACAGUUGCAUGAUGCCAAAACAACAGGGGCCUCAUUUAUCAAGCACGCGUACACUUGUUCCUACACAUAGAAUCCAACUUAUUAUCUUUUCAAAUGGACUUAGCCUAAUGAAUACAGAGGAUGGGAGCUACGUCCACCUCCACUUCUCAGAAGGGGGAGAAAAAAACUAUUGCAUUCAAAUUCUUCCGGAAACUCCCAUUUCCAUAGAAGGGAAGUCGUCCUUCUGUUUCUUUAACACCACUUAAAUGUAGCACAUAUCUCGCAAUGGGAGUAAGUGAAAAAUUAUCUACAUUUGAAUGUAACUGGUUCCUGUUUUUUAAUGUGGCUACAUUUAACCACAUGUUAUCAAAGAGAGCAAUGAAGUUGGACUUGUAAGACAUCUCCCUUUUGUAUAGAAUUCAGAAAUUCCUUUUGCUGUUUACAUGCAAAGACAAAGUAACUAAAUAAAUAUAUCCUGUGCCCAAAGAUGGUGGACCUAGGUAAUGAGCCAGUGUCACGAGUUGUUCUUACCACCAGAACAUUCUACAAGGAUAAUUGUAGACCUUAUCAUGAGGUAGAUAAUAUUAGAAAAACUAUUAGCACUACACAUUCAACCAAACAAAAACAUGGAUGAGAAAAAAGGGGAGAAGCUGUAGAGAAUGUAAUGUAAAAUAACAGCAGGAACACUACUAAUAAACUCAUCCCAGGCACUCAUUUGGAACUUCUCCCACGCCCGCUUUGAUAAAUGAGGCCCCACAUCUUUGAGUGCCUCUCUGCCGCGCGUACGCCCCAGUGAGGCAGAACCUGGGAAUGGAGCAAUAUAGAGGAAGCAGCAGGUGUGAGUGUCCCACUUUGUGGCAUCUUCACAACUGUCUGUGUCGCAGAGAAUGUGACCAGCGAGCCAAUCAACAAUCAAUCAGUCCGUCGACCCUUAAAUACCCCUAGACGCUCUGAUCCACCGCUAUCUCUCAAAGGCUAGCAAAGGGCUGUGUUAGUGUCAGAGUGGGAGGAGUUUUAAAGGGCUGAUCCACCCAUUUUGUUCCUUUUUUUUUGUUGCAUAGUUGUUACCAGGGAAGUGAAGGGAUGAAGAAUACUUUUUCUAUACCCACAGAUUUACCCACAAUAUUCAAAUCUGAGACCAUGAGCAACGAGUGAUAUACCAAAAAUAAAAGCUAAUCAUGGUUGCCUCUGAUGAUCAGCGACUGACAGAUUGGAGUUUCCGCUCCAAAUUGUUCUUGGCCCCGCCUCCUUUUUCUCAUUAACAGCUUACUGACUCACAUCACGCAUUUACCCACACAUCAGAGUAGAAUUUCACAUGGAAGUCUACACUUUUUUUCAGAUUUUCAAACGUUAGGUCCCCCCAGUUUACUCUCUUUUGCUUAAAUUCUCCAGAACUACUUUCCCUUGAAGACAGCAGCGGAUGUAUCAGGCCCACACUUCGUGCUUCGCCCCUUCCUUUCUAGCCGUUUACCAUCUGAGUCCUGUGGAUCUAUGCAGAUGAAC